This is a messenger RNA of Hemicordylus capensis (graceful crag lizard), 933 nucleotides long. It is a transcript of the gene ZNHIT1, whose product is annotated as zinc finger HIT-type containing 1. Gene Ontology annotation, cellular component: Swr1 complex. Gene Ontology annotation, molecular function: nucleosome binding. Lineage: Eukaryota; Metazoa; Chordata; Lepidosauria; Squamata; Cordylidae. Gene Ontology annotation, biological process: chromatin remodeling. The coding region runs from base 264 to 728 and encodes 154 amino acids. The record is from RefSeq and is a predicted model, not a curated record. The transcript has 5 exons.
GCGGAGGCUGGCUGAAAGCAGGGGGCGUUCCCUAGAGAUAAACGAUACUUGUGUCACGCAGCAUAAACUUCCGGCACUGGGUUGAAAAUGGCUAUUUGACCAUGAUUCUUUAGGGUGGAUGCAGAGUCGCGUCGCUCUAUCUGUAGACAUCUGUAUGCAAGUCUUAUACGCUUUGCAUUGGAAAAGAGAGUGGGAAAGCAGUUCGCUUUUGUACCGGAAGUGUCAAUGAGAACGGCACCCUUUUGCUUGGUAGCAGCGCCAGCAUGGUGGAAAAGAAGGUGUCAGCGCGGUCCCAGGACCCUAGCCAGCGGCGGAUCUUAGACCGAGCCACGCGGCAGCGGCGCCUCAACCGCCAGUUGGAGGCGCUGGAGAAUGACAACUUCCAGGAUGACCCUCACGCCAAUAUGCCCCAGCUCGUGAAGCGCCUGCCUCAGUUUGACGACGAUGCAGAAACAGGGAAGAAGAAGAAGAAAACCCGUGGAGACCACUUCAAGCUGAGAUUUCGGAAGAACUUCCAAGCUCUGUUGGAGGAACAGAACUUGAACGUGAGUGAAGGCCCCAAUUACCUGACAGCGUGCGCGCCCCCUUCCAACUUACCCCAGCGCCACUUCUGCACCGUCUGCGGCUUCCCGUCCAACUACACGUGUGUAUCCUGUGGAGCCCGCUACUGCUGUGUGAAGUGUUUGGGGACACACCAGGAAACUAGGUGUCUGAAGUGGACAGUUUGAGAUGAACCCUGAAGAUCUGCAGUUUAUCCUGAAGAUCUGUGAGUUGUAUGUGGAAUUCAUUCAAGACCUGUCUGUCAUCCUUGAAUGUGCUGGCUUCCUACAAGGAUUAAAUGCUGGGACCAGGUUCUUUGAGCUGAGCAGCAGUCACUUACCUUGUACCUACCUGCCACUAGUGUUUGGAUCAAUAAAAAUUGUUUUCUCUAUA